Molecule: messenger RNA, 2391 nt
Organism: Oncorhynchus gorbuscha (pink salmon)
Lineage: Eukaryota; Metazoa; Chordata; Actinopteri; Salmoniformes; Salmonidae
Product: zinc finger protein 345-like
Exons: 4
Coding region: 52-2391 (779 amino acids)
Biological process (GO): regulation of transcription by RNA polymerase II
Molecular function (GO): RNA polymerase II cis-regulatory region sequence-specific DNA binding; DNA-binding transcription factor activity
Source: RefSeq, a predicted model, not a curated record
CAUCCUGAUGCUGACGAGGCAGAGGAGAGUCUCUCCAGAUCUGAACACCAGAUGGACAACGCUAGCCCUUCCUCCCUCCCGGAGUCCCCGUGUCGUGCCUCUCCCGGUAGCACCUUACUGCUGGGUAUGAAGAGGUUGUCUGUGCUGCUGGUGGACUGCAGGAAAACAACGGGGCUGAGUGGAACUGUGAGAGGAGGAGAAGAGAAGAAAGGAUCAGAUUUGACACAUCAAAGAGACAGACCAGGCUCAGAGGAACCAGAGCCAGGGACGUCCAAACCAGCAAGACGACACCACUGUUCCCACUGUGGAAAGGGUUGUAACCUCUUAUUGGAGCUGAAACAACAUGAGAGAAUACACACAGGGGAGAAGCCUUACCACUGCUUCCAGUGUGGAAAGAGUUUUAACCUGUUAGGGUCUCUGAAACGACAUGAGAGAACACACACAGGGGAGAAGCCUUACCACUGCUCGCAGUGUGGAAAGCGUUUUAACCAGAAAGUACACAUGAAAGCUCAUGAGAGAAUACACACAGGGGAGAAGCCUUACCACUGCUCCCAGUGUGGAAAGAGUUUUAGCUGGUUAAGGAACCUGAAAGUUCAUGAGAUAAUACACACAGGGGAGAAGCCUUUCCAGUGCUUCCAGUGUGGCAAGUGUUUUAACAAUUUAGGGGCCAUGAAAGCUCAUGAGAGAAUACACACAGGGGAGAAGCCUUACCAAUGCUCCCAGUGUGGAAAGAGUUUUAGCUGGAUAAGGAACCUGAAAGUUCAUGAGAUAAUACACACAGGGGAGAAGCCUUUCCAGUGCUUCCAGUGUGGCAAGUGUUUUAACAAUUUAGGGGCCAUGAAACAACAUGAGAGAAUACACACAGGGGAGAAGCCUUACCACUGUUCCCAAUGUGGAAAGGGUUGUAACCUCUUAUGGGAGCUGAAACAACAUGAGAGAACACACACAGGAGAGAAGCCUUACCGCUGCUCGCAGUGUGGAAAGCGUUUUAACCAGAAAGGACACAUGAAAGUUCAUGAGAGAAUACACACAGGAGAGAAGCCUUACCACUGCUUCCAGUGUGGAAAGAGUUUUAACCUCUUAUGGGAGCUGAAACAACAUGAGAGAACACACACAGGGGAGAGGCCUUACCACUGCUCGCAGUGUGGAAAGAGUUUUAACCAGAAAGGACACAUGAAAGCUCAUGAGAGAACACACACAGGAGAGAAGCCUUACCACUGCUUCCAGUGUGGAAAGAGUUUUAACCUCUUAUGGGAGCUGAAACAACAUAAGAGAACACACACAGGGGAGAGGCCUUACCACUGCUCGCAGUGUGGAAAGAGUUUUAACCAGAAAGGACACAUGAAAGCUCACGAGAGAAUACACACAGGGGAGAAGCCUUACCACUGCUCGCAGUGUGGAAAGAGUUUUAACCAGAAUGGACACAUGAAAGCUCACGAGAGAAUACACACAGGGGAAAAGCCUUUCCAGUGCUUCCAGUGUGGCAAGUGUUUUAACAAUUUAGGGGCCAUGAAACAACAUGAGAGAAUACACACAGGGGAGAAUCCUUACCGCUGCUCCCAGUGUGGAAAGUGUUUCAACUGGUCAGGGGAUCUGAAAAAACAUGAGAGAUUACACACAGGGGAGAAGCCUUACCACUGCUCACAGUGUGGAAAGAGUUUUAAACUGAAAGGACACCUGAAAGCUCACCAGAAAAUUCACACAGGGGAGAAGCCUUACCACUGCUCCCAGUGUGGAAAGAGUUUUAAACUGAAAGGACACCUGAAAGCUCACCAGAAAAUUCACACAGGGGAGAAGCCUUACCACUGCUCCCAGUGUGGAAAGUGUUUCAGCCGGUCAGGUGAUCUGAAGAAACACGAGAGAAUACACACAGGGGAGAAGCCUAACCACUCCUCACAGGACGGGGAUUCUCAGAACCUUCGCCCUGUGCGACUGUUAGACGGGGAUUCUCAGAACCUUCGCCCUGUGCGACUGUUAGACGGGGAUUCUCAGAACCUUCGCCCUGUGCGACUGUUAGACGGAGAUUCUCAGAACCUUCGCCCUGUGCGACUGUUAGACGGGGAUUCUCAGAACCUUCGCCCUGUGCGACUGUUAGACGGGGAUUCUCAGAACCUUCGCCCUGUGCGACUGUUAGACGGGGAUUCUCAGAACCUUCGCCCUGUGCGACUGUUAGACAGGGAUUCUCAGAACCUUCGCCCUGUGCGACUGUUAGACGGGGAUUCUCAGAACCUUCGCCCUGUGCGACUGUUAGACGGGGAUUCUCAGAACCUUUUCCCUGUGCGACUGUUAGACGGGGAUUCUCAGAACCUUCGCCCUGUCCGACUGUUAGACGGGGAUUCUCAGAUCCUUCGCCCUGUUCGUUACGUAGCCCUUCACCAUCACACGGCGUAA